CUCAGUAAGAGACUCCAUUUGGGCAGUGAGUCUGAGUGAGAGGAGUUGAACCGUGUCUGCUGCUUUUCUUCCUAUAUCUACGCCAAUUUUGAUCAUCUUUAAAGCUUAAACAAAAUAAAAUAUGGAGGCCACACCCGCCAACAUCCAAGCCGUAGCCACGUACCUCACUCACACGUUAUCUGAAAACUACCAAGUAAGGAAACAAGCAGAGGAUUUCCUUAUCUCUGUUGAGACCACACAGAACUAUCCAAUGCUCCUCCUCCAAAUAACAGACGAUCAAACCAUCGACACUCACACUCGUCAAGCUGCCUCCAUUGUUUUUAAGAACUUUGUCAAACGCAACUGGAGGAUCGUCGAUAAAACCAGCACGAUAUCUGACGUCGAUCGACAGCUCAUAAAGACCCACAUUGUCAGCCUGAUGCUUAAAUCCCCUGAGGCACUCCAGAAGCAGCUGAGCGAUGCCAUCACCAUAAUAGGACGAGAGGACUUCCCCAAUAACUGGCCCGGACUCAUUGAAGAAAUGGUCGGCCAUUUUAAAACUGGAGACUUCCAUGUCAUCAAUGGGGUUUUACGUACCGCCCACUCACUCACUAAACGGUAUCGUCAUGAGUUCAAAUCACAGGAACUGUGGAUGGAGAUACUUGUUGUACUUGAUGGUUUGGCUGCUCCACUCACUGAGCUAUUAGAGGCGACAAUGCGACUAGCCUCGACCAACUCUCAGAAUCCAAUCGCUCUCAAGGUUUUGUUUAGCUCUCUCCUAUUCAUAGCAAAGAUAUUCUACAACUUGACGUAUCAAGAGCUUCCGGAUCAUUUUGCCGAGAAGAACCUCGAGCCGUGGAUGGUCCACUUCCACACAUUACUAACGACCACAAACAAACUACUGGAGACCGAUGGCGAUGAAGAAGCCGGCCCUCUGGAGCUUGUUAAAUCACAGAUAUGCUCCAUAGCGACCAUGCUAGCUCAAAAGUACGACGAGGACUUCUCUCCGUUUUUAUCGGAUUAUGUCAAGACUGUUUGGAAUCUACUGGUAUCUACUGAUGCCCGUCCUAAGCACGAUAUGCUUGUGAGUAUGGCCAUUGAGUUCCUGGCUUCAGUAAUAGAGAGACCCUCUUACCAGCACCUUUUCUCUGAUGAGACCACCUUGCGGACUAUCUGUGAGAAUGUUGUAGUUCCUAAUAUGAAAUUCCGUGAGUCUGACGAGGAAUUAUUUGAGGACAACGCCGAGGAGUAUCUGAGACGAGACCUUGAAGGAUCCGAUAUUGGGACCCGCCGACACUCAGCUUCUAAUCUUAUUCGCGGUCUCAGUCGAUAUUUUGAGGGACCCAUUACUACCAUAUUCUCCUCCUACAUCUCUGCAAUGUUGCAAGAGUAUCAACAAGACCCUGUCAAAAACUGGAAGAGUAAGGACACAGCUCUCUAUCUCAUCUCGGCACUCGCCACUCGAUCUAAAAACUCUCGUCACGGUAUCACUCAAACGAGCGAUUUGGUUAAUGUGGCAGACAUUUUUACAGUUCAGUGCAUACCGGAGCUGUCUUCCCCUGACGUCAAUAAGCAAGCCGUCCUUCGUGCUGAUUCCAUUCGGUUCCUAAUAACGUUUCGUGGGGUCUUGCCUCGCCCGUUGCUACUCCAAUCUCUCCCUCUCCUUCUCGUUCACCUCACCUCAAACAAUACCGUAGUUCACACUUAUGCAGCUCACUGUAUUGAGAAGCUCCUCCUCCUUCGUUUAGAGGGAGGAGCUAUGGCACUCCUCCCUGAAGACAUUCAGCCUCACCUCGAGACACUCCUCACUAACUUGUUCAAUUGUCUGAGGAAGGAAGGAUCACUAGAGAAUGAGUACAUUAUGAAAGCCAUCAUGAGGUCAUUCUCCACGAUGAAGGAGAGUAUAGUCCCUUAUGGAGAGACACUUCUCAAGGAGUUAGUCGCAAAGCUUGCCCUCGUCUGUCAGAAUCCUAGUAAACCUCACUUCAAUCACUAUCUUUUUGAGAGCAUCUGUUGCAUCAUUCGUUAUAGCUGUAAAGUCAACCAGCAGUCCGCCAGUAAAUUUGAAGAGGCUCUUUUCCCUAUCAUUGAGAGUAUCCUUGUACAAGACGUAGCCGAGUUCCUGCCAUACAUAUUUCAGAUUCUGUCUCUGUUGCUCGAGCUCCGCCCUUCCCCUAUUCCCCCGGCAUACAUGACCAUUUAUCCUCACCUGUUGAGCCCCACCCUCUGGGAGAGGCCUGGUAACAUUCCUGCUCUCGUUCGUCUCUUACAAGCUUUCAUUGAAAAGGCACCCACUGACGUUGUCGCUAGUAACAGGCUCACUAAUUUACUCGGAGUCUUUCAGAAACUGAUUGCAUCGAAAUCUAACGAUCACGAAGGUUUUUACAUCCUUGGUACAAUGAUAGAGCACAUCGAUAUGUCCGUCUUAAGGCCUCAAAUGAAAGAUGUCUUCACGUUGCUGUUCAGGCGCCUCCAGUCCUCUAAGACCACCAAGUAUGUGAAAAGUCUUGUCGUUUUUGUCUGUCUGUAUGCUGGGAAACAUGGUGGGUCCGAGCUCCUCCAAUUAGUCGACUCCAUACAGCCAAAGCUCUUUGCUAUGCUCCUGGAGAAGGUGAUAAUAGCUGACGUUCAGAAGGUCAGUGGAUCCACGGAGAGAAAGAUCUGUGCCAUUGGUAUAACAAAGAUCCUCACAGAGACGCCAGAGAUGCUCUCAGACAUGUACAUGGGUCUAUGGCUGCCUCUCCUCCAAGCACUCAUCUCUUUGUUUGAGCUACCAGAGGAGGGCACACCAGAAGACGAGACAUUCAUAGAGAUUGAGGAGACUCCAGGCUAUCAGGCUACCUAUUCUCAACUCAUUAUGGCCGGAUCCAAGGACUACGAUCCUUUCCAGUCUCUCGUACCGAAUGCUAAGCUCCUCUUGGCUCAAUCCUUGCAUAGGCUUUCGUCGGAGCACCCGGGGAGGUUCUCAAAUAUGAUUACUACUGGUCUCACUGAUGAAGCCACUCUGUUCUUGCAGCAGUAUUUACAGCAAGCUAACAUCUCAACACUGCUCUAGUCUAUGCACUCUCUUACUGACUAGUGUUAAUACAAGUAAAUGUAAUGUCCACCUCUUGUAUUAUAGUAAACUUUUUCUCUCUCUCUCUCUUUUAUUAUUAUUAUUAUUAUUAUUAUUAUUAUUAUUAUUAUUAUUAUUAUUACUAUUAUUAUUAUUAUUACUGUUAGAUUAACAUCAACUAGCUUGAGUUUUUGUUAUCUUUUAAAAGCACACACACACCACCUGGUUUCUUACAUUAGUAAAAGAAAAAUUAA
Amphimedon queenslandica is the source of this 3288-nucleotide messenger RNA. Its product is annotated as exportin-2-like. NCBI's taxonomy places the organism in Eukaryota, Metazoa, Porifera, Demospongiae, Haplosclerida, Niphatidae. Gene Ontology annotation, molecular function: nuclear export signal receptor activity; small GTPase binding. The coding region runs from base 122 to 3034 and encodes 970 amino acids. Gene Ontology annotation, biological process: protein import into nucleus; protein export from nucleus. Gene Ontology annotation, cellular component: cytosol; nuclear envelope. The transcript has 2 exons. The record is from RefSeq and is a predicted model, not a curated record.